CUGGACCACAAGGUGCCCAUCCUCGGCCCUCAUUUCAUGCCGCCAUCAUACCUACAUGCUCGAAAACGAAAUCAGUCUGAACCUGCAGUCAACCCAGAGAUUUUGUACUUAAAACCAUGUCGCAUUAUUCAUCCAUUCUACUAUCCCAAACUUGCAAGAUGUCCUCGGUGCGACUGUUCAGACAGCAUCCAGUGGGAUGGGUGGACUGGAACGGGUCCUCGGGACAUCCACGGUCUGAUGCUUGAUGAAGCAGCAAUAGGUACACAGCUGCAAUGCGAAAAUUGCAGGAGUGAUCUGAUGAGCAAGAAAGGACCACAAAGCGAGCCUGAAUGGCAUUGCUUUGCAACGACGAACCCUGAUUUCUGGCGCAGAUGGUCCCACUGGUCUAUUCCAGGUGAG
Messenger RNA from Suillus bovinus, 399 nucleotides. RefSeq lists its product as uncharacterized. Lineage: Eukaryota; Fungi; Basidiomycota; Agaricomycetes; Boletales; Suillaceae. The record is from RefSeq and is a predicted model, not a curated record. The transcript has 2 exons. The annotation marks the transcript as partial.